Molecule: messenger RNA, 1434 nt
Organism: Rhineura floridana
Lineage: Eukaryota; Metazoa; Chordata; Lepidosauria; Squamata; Rhineuridae
Gene: PRODH2
Product: proline dehydrogenase 2
Exons: 10
Coding region: 1-1416 (471 amino acids)
Cellular component (GO): mitochondrion
Molecular function (GO): proline dehydrogenase activity; FAD binding
Source: RefSeq, a predicted model, not a curated record
AUGCUGACCUGCGGGCCUCGCUUGCUGCACCAGAGGCUGGUCACCCUCUGGAUCACCCGAGCAGCUUCCCAGAAAUCCACACUUCCUCUGCCAGCCCCCCAAGCUACUGCAAAGGGACCCACACCUCCCUGUCCUUCGCUGAACUUAGAUGAUGGGAAGGUUUUCCGCCUGAAGAGCAACUGGGAGCUCACUCGAGGACUGCUGGUGUUCCUGCUCUGCUCCUCCCCAUGGCUGGUUCGGAAAGCCCCCACGCUCCUUUCUGUCUCCCGACGGGUUCUGGGCCACCGACUCUGGACUUCUGCACUCCGUCUUACGCUGUAUGGACAGUUUGUUGCUGGUGAGACCCACAAAGAGAUCAAGGAGACACUGCAAAGGCUCCAGAGUUUGGGGGUGCGUCCUCUCCUUGCAGUCCCUAUAGAGGAAGAUGUGGGACAGGCAAGGGAUGGGGAGGAGUGGUACAACAAGAAUGCCAAAUCUAUGCUCACCUGCCUGGAUCUGUCAGUCAGGGGCGGCCCCAAUCCCAUGAUGCAACUGAAGGUGACAGCGCUGAUGGCAGCUGAGCUGUGUAAGACUGUCACCCUGCAUUUGCAAGAGCAGGAGAGGAAGUCGGACCUGAGCAUAGAGAGAGUCGUGGCUGCCAUGAAAGGAGAGGACCUGAACUUUGACUGCCUGACCCAAGAAGAAAACCAGCAUUUCAAAAAAUCGCUGAGUCGGCUCAAUUCUGUAGCACAGUAUGCUGUGGAAAAAGAGGUCCGUGUUCUGGUGGAUGCGGAAUACACCUACAUUAAUCCCACCCUGACUCUAGUCACCAUGGCAAUGAUGGCUGUCUGGAACACCCAACACCCAUGGAUCUGGAACACAUACCAGGCAUAUCUCAAGGAUACUCUGGAGCGGCUGAGUCAGGAUGUGAUCCUCACUGAGCGCUUGGGUGUAUGUUUUGGAAUGAAGUUGGUCCGGGGGGCUUACCUAGAGAAGGAGCGGAAACUGGCAAAGGAAAAAGGAUGCCCUGAUCCCGUGCAACCCAGUUGGGAGGCUACCAAUGAAAGUUACCAGUGCUGUUUGGAUUUUGGUUUGGACCAAGCGUGUCGAGUCAGGGGAAGAUUUGAGCUGAUCGUGGCCACACACAAUGAAGCUUCAGUGAUGCACACUGUUCAAAGGAUGGCAGAGAUGGGCAUCGACAAAAGUGCUGGACCCAUCAGUUUUGGGCAGCUGCUAGGCAUGUGCGACCAGGUUUCGUUGGCACUGGGUCAGGCAGGCUAUGCCAUCUACAAAUCCAUCCCUUACGGUUCUGUGGAAGAUGUGAUCCCAUAUCUGAUCCGUCGUGCUCAUGAGAACCAAACUGUCCUACUUGGGAUCCGGAAGGAGCAAGAUCUGCUACGCUUGGAGCUACGGAAACGGGUUCUGAGGCAGCCCUGAGGACAUCUAAAUAUCCUG